Messenger RNA from Ustilago hordei, 648 nucleotides. RefSeq lists its product as uncharacterized. NCBI's taxonomy places the organism in Eukaryota, Fungi, Basidiomycota, Ustilaginomycetes, Ustilaginales, Ustilaginaceae. The record is from RefSeq and is a predicted model, not a curated record. Gene Ontology annotation, biological process: mitotic DNA replication initiation. Gene Ontology annotation, cellular component: GINS complex. The coding region runs from base 1 to 648 and encodes 215 amino acids. The transcript has 3 exons.
AUGGACCACAACUACUGGAACGUCGACGCCUUUAUUGCCGACUCACAAAAGCUGCCAUGCAUCUUCAAUAUCGACGUACCCAACAUGGGUCAGAUACAGUCAACCGAGGAACGCGAUAUCAAGGCCCUCUCCCGCAUAGAGCUUCCCUUCUGGCUCGCCGAACUUAUGGCUCUCAAUAAUAUCGUCUCGAUCAACAAGCCGAAAUCCUUCUCAUCAAGAGUCAAGGGGGCUCUUGAUGCCAAUCCGACCUCGGUUCAAUUACGACAUCAGAACAUCCACUGGUAUGCGCUCGGCGCACGUCUGGCUCAACUAAUGGACGACGACGACACAGAGAUGCAAGGACUCUCGAAAGCGUACAUCGGCCGCAUAUCGCAAGUCUUCCAACAAUCGCAGCAUCUCUCGACAGCCUCCUCAUCAACAGCUUCGGCGUCUGCGGGUGGAGACAGCGACGAAAGGGGCUUUGCAACAGCACAGGCGAUCGCGGCAAUGGUUUCAGACGGUCCAACGCUGGGUAUGAGCGCUGGCAAUGCGAUCAGCGCAGAGAUCACCGAGUUCUUGCAAGGCAUGGAGGAGUCAGAGAGAGUCUUGUUGAGGAACGGUCAGGAGGGAGCGAGGAUGAUGAAGGACUUCCUCGCUGGUAGCCAUUGA